AUGCCAAGUCUCUACACCGUCCGCGUCCAUCCUUUCACCUCGCCAACACCGCACUCCUGCGCAUACGAGUACGGUGUAAGAGACUCACCUAAUGCGCUGGUAUAUAUUGGCGGUCUCACUGACGGACCGCAAACAUCAGAUCUGGUUCUCAAGAUAGACAGUGCCCUGGAAAACAUGGCGGAAACAGAUACCUUCUCGUAUUCCGUAUUCGAGUUUCGGAUGCGGAGCAGUUACACGGGAUUCGGAUAUUCAAGUCUGAAGAACGACGUCGAAGAUCUUGCGGCGCUGGUGGGGUAUCUAAAGGGAGAGGAUGUGAGGAAGGAGAAGGUGGUAGUAAUGGGGAGCUCGACUGGCUGCCAGGCUAUCAUGACAUACGCAACUACGCUUCCAGCGCCACCUCCUGUCGACGGAUACAUCAUGCAAGCACCUACUUCGGAUCGCGAGACUGCAAGUCUACUCAUGUCCCCGGAGUUCCUACAUACUAGUCUUCAGCAUGCUGAAGAUCUUAUUGUAAAGGGUAAGAAGAUGCAGAUUAUGCCGUCGUAUUUUAUUCCUCCGAUUUUCUCGUCGCCAAUUAGUGCAUAUCGCUGGCAUUCGCUUGUUUCUGUUGGGGGAGAUGAUGAUUUCUUUUCUUCCAAUCUACCUGCUUCUACGAUUGGGUCGUCAUUUGGUAGACUCGAUAAGCCGACGUUGAUUGUCAUGUCUGGAAAAGAUGAGAUGGUACCGCUAGCGGUGGAUAAAGAGGCGCUGUUGAAGAAAUGGGUGAAUGCGAUACCAAAGGGUUUGGCGGGUAAUCAGAGUGGUGUGCUGCCGGAUGCUGAUCAUGAGUUGACUACUGAUGGUGGCACCAGGCCUUUCAUAGACAAGUUUUGUACGUUUCUCAAAGACCUGGAGAAGAUAGGGUAA
Bipolaris maydis ATCC 48331 is the source of this 906-nucleotide messenger RNA. RefSeq lists its product as uncharacterized. Lineage: Eukaryota; Fungi; Ascomycota; Dothideomycetes; Pleosporales; Pleosporaceae. The record is from RefSeq and is a predicted model, not a curated record.